This is a messenger RNA of Aureobasidium subglaciale EXF-2481, 1359 nucleotides long. RefSeq lists its product as uncharacterized. Gene Ontology annotation, molecular function: oxidoreductase activity. Lineage: Eukaryota; Fungi; Ascomycota; Dothideomycetes; Dothideales; Saccotheciaceae. The record is from RefSeq and is a predicted model, not a curated record. The transcript has 4 exons. The coding region runs from base 1 to 1359 and encodes 452 amino acids.
AUGUUCUCCUUCCGAUCCAACUUCUUUUCCAACCUCCUGUCCGGCGGCUAUGGAUCAGCUCUCAAGCUUGAUCUGCCUCCAGUCGAGUCGAUCGACAUUGAAGAAACGCCAGAGAAACGAGCGCGUACGCUCAAGCACCUGAUCAAGGCCAACCACAUCAACCACUCGAUCAUCUACCACCACCUCGAGUUCCACAACCACUCGCCUCAUAUUCUGGGAACCGCCUACUUCCUCGGUGCCAACGUUGAUCAACUGCUCGAAAUCUAUGAGAAAGAGUCAAAGGAACUCGAGCCCUGGGAAGAUGCACCUUCGGAGAUUGCGAGGCACGACUGGCGUGACUUUCUGGGAAAGAGAGAGUACCAGCGCGCGUGGGUAGAUUUCUUCGAGGAUCAGCUUGUCCAGUUUGGCUACGACUGGCGAGAGCUGCUUGACGACUUCUUGUACUCUGGAAAGCAGCCUCUGAUCAAUAACCUGAUCGCCGGACUCGCCCAUCCUCUUAUUCACCUCGGUUUCGCCCUUGAACUCGCUUCUCCCACUGUUGCCAUUGAAUCGCUGGCCUUGGUCGCAGCCUUCUACAACGAUCAACACGUCUACCUGGACGACCCCUCAUACACAAAGCCUUCGUCCUGGUCCUCACAGAACCCCUUCGACGUCAUUCAGAAGGUGCACAAUGACUCUCGUCUGGACUCGUUCUUCGAGAAGCCCGGAGAAGACAACUACAGUGCACUGACCGAGGACAAGGAGAAGGAAGCUGUUCUGCUCGAAUAUUGGAACAGCUGGACAAUCACCGAUCCCAAGUCUCAGUUCGAAGCCGCCCAACGUGCCGCCGUUGCAUUACUGGUCGGCUCACCCGAGAAAGGUCAGAAGUUCGACUUCUUCCUCGUCCAUAUCCUCACCAGCUCUCACGCUGUGCGUGUUAUUGCUCCGUUGAUUCGACCCACGUAUCACGUUCCGCUACUCAGGCAGUGGUGGCUGUUCUUGCUCACCGCGUAUAUCGCUCAACUUCGUCCGGCUGUCAACAGGGCUAAGAUUUCGGACGUGGAUCUUGCGGGAAGAGACUGGAAGUGGGUAGCCGAUCGUGCCGUCAACAGUGAAUGGGCCAAGGAUGCUCACUUUGUCAAAGGUAACAUGGUCAAAUCUCUUGUCUACGUGAACCCUGCUGACCACCAUCUCACCUUAGCAUGUCGCUCGAUACAAGAAGCUGCGAAAACAUGGGGCGAUGAAGACCAGUACUUCCUUAAGGCUGCUGUCAAGUUUUCUAGCGAAUUCAAUGGCUGGGGAGGCUUCAGUGCAUUGUCUGAAGAUGAGGCAGAAGCCACCGCUUCCAACAUUGGCUUUGCUGCAAGGCACCGUGGUUGA